Anopheles maculipalpis is the source of this 803-nucleotide messenger RNA. It is a transcript of the gene ND-30, whose product is annotated as NADH dehydrogenase [ubiquinone] iron-sulfur protein 3, mitochondrial. The coding region runs from base 4 to 795 and encodes 263 amino acids. NCBI's taxonomy places the organism in Eukaryota, Metazoa, Arthropoda, Insecta, Diptera, Culicidae. The transcript is spliced from 3 exons. Gene Ontology annotation, molecular function: NADH dehydrogenase (ubiquinone) activity. The record is from RefSeq and is a predicted model, not a curated record.
UACAUGAUGGCCUCCAUCUUGCGCUCUUUUGCAACAACGCUUGCUAAAAGUGGCAUACGCAACACAAAUGGUGUUUCCCGUGCCGCUCCGGCAAUGAUGCUUCGCUACAAAUCUACCGAACCGGCAGCUGAAUCGAGACCUACUGUUCGCAAACCGGAUGCCGCUGCCCGUUCGGAACUGUCCGAGUUCGGCAAGUACGUCGCCGAAUGUAUGCCAAAGUACGUGCAGAAGGUGCAGCUUACCUCGGGCGACGAGCUGGAGGUGUUGAUUGCUCCGGAAGGCGUUGUACCGGUGCUACAGUUUCUGAAGGACCACCACAAUGCACAGUUUGCCAAUCUGGUCGAUAUUGCCGGCAUGGACGUACCGUCCCGCCCGUAUCGCUUCGAGAUCAUCUACAACAUACUGUCCCUGCGCUACAACUCGCGCAUCCGGGUAAAGACGUACACCGACGAGCUGACGCCGCUCGAUUCGUGUAACGAAGUGUUUAAGGCUGCCAAUUGGUAUGAGCGCGAAAUAUGGGACAUGUACGGUGUGUUCUUUGCCAACCAUCCGGAUCUGCGCCGCAUCCUGACCGACUACGGGUUCGAGGGUCAUCCGCAGCGUCGCGAUUUUCCGCUGAGCGGUUACGUCGAGUUGCGGUACGAUGACGAGAAGAAGCGUGUCGUGUGCGAACCGCUCGAGCUGGCACAAGAGUUUCGCAAGUUUGAUCUGUCUGCACCAUGGGAACAGUUUCCCAACUUCCGCCAUGCUAAUCCUGCCACGGAGGAGGUUGCCACGAAACCAGCGGAAAAGUAGACUAAUGA